GCGGGAGAAUUGAGUAGGAAAGGCUCUUGAGAGUCCGUAAACAAAACGAAAAAUACACUUGGAGGCACCACUUCUCUUGAAGUUGUUUACGGAUGACGGCACUAUUAAUAAUGUAUGAUACAGUAUAAACCACUGUAAAUAUAAAUCACAAAAUACUUUACAGUACGAAAUGGAGGAAGAUAUUCACCCUAACGAUGACAAAGAAGCAUUGAGAAGGAGACUGGAAGUACUGAAGCAGGAGUAUGAGAUGACAGCACGAAGAUUGCAGAAGGCAGAACACCGGGAUGCAGUUCGCAGACAGGGCAGCGUCUCUCACCAGAACAGAUUUACACACAAUGAAUCAUCAUCACUAUUCUGUACAUCUUCCUCUGUGCUGGCUUCAGAACUUUCUGACAACCAAGAUGCUCAACAGUUACGAACUAUUGAAAAAAGAAGCUCUGUGUUUUCCACCGUUGAGAAAAUCCCUGCCAUCCAAUUUCAACUUGCCGAGAUUGCGUCCGCAUGCCCUGCAAGCAUGCGAAGCCCCACCCACCGUCUGCGUUCUAAGCGCAGCCGGCUGCGACUGCAGAACAAAGAGCGAGAGUCAGACACUGACUACAGCCAAGAGAAAGACCGUCUCGUGCCUGGAAAAAAAAGUGGUAGCACGGAGGAAAAGGCUAAACUGAAAAGAGAAAGUGAUAUUGAGAUGUUGCCAUGUAAGGUGGAGAAGAACCAGGACUUGCCAAAAAAGGGAAAAACAGAUGAUACGAUUGCAAAGAAAACACGGAAGCUAAAAAUGAUUGAAAAAACUGAAGUGAACUGUGAAUCUGCAAACAAGCCACUGGUUUUAACUGACGAGAAUAAUAUGGCCUUUCAAACUCUUAACAUUUGCCAGAAACAGUUGCCUCCUGUCGGUCGUUCUAAAGAGAAGUUACAGUCAAGAACAGCUGCGUAUUUGGACCCCAUCCAAUCCUCAUCUUUACCUCCAUCAUCUGAUUCAGACAAAUCAGACCGGAUGCUUCCACCAGAUUCAAAUAAAGAUAUUAAACACUCUUCAGUUAUGUCUGGAGCUCUAGACUCUUGUACGCUGGUCGAAGGUUUAACUUUUCCUGUGGAAUAUUAUAUUAGAACAACACGUCGCAUGGCUGCAUCUCAAAGUUCUGUCAAUCUCGAGGCUGUCAUUCAGAGCCAGCUCACUGGGGGGUGGGGCAGACGCAAGCCCAGCCAAUCGCAAAUGCGUGGUAGAGGUCACGUGAGCUCAGAACUUCCAGAAUCAGUACGCAGGUCAACCAACCAGGCCGGAUGUCGAGGGAAAGGUCAGAGGAGAAGAGGGCGUCGUAGAACGACUGUAGUUAGGAGUCCUUGUUCCAACGCUGCUUCAGAUUGUACAAUGUCACUUCCUGCAAGUGAUUCACAAUUGGACAGUUCGGUUGUUAUAGACUUAAAAUCCACCCCUCAAUCUACAGCUCAGUCAGAAUUGGAGGAAAGGCCACAUGGGGAUUCUCAGCCAAUCCCGUCAUCUGUGCCUACAGCAAAUUUGAAUCCAAGUAAAGAGGAAGAGGUCACACAAGAUUUUAAGCACCUACCAGAUUCUCAGCUUUACUUUGAGUCAAAGCUCCACCCAGAUUCAAAUUUGUAUCCUAUAUUCAGGAGGGGGUGUGGCCUCCAAACUGGAGGAUACUCAUCUCAGCCUCAGACAUGUAUGAGUAAAGAUGAUCAAUCACCUCUCCUGCCAUCAUUAUCUUCACUCAUUCAAACUCUACAAGACACCAAAAAUGGACUGCUGGCAUCUGUUGACAUCCAGGAUUUCCACUUACCAGAUGAGGAUUUUGGUCAACUGAAGUUGGAGAAACUGCGUAUGUCCUCUUCACUCGUGGAACCCUUUGUCUAUCGUGUAUACAACGCACGACGGAGCAACAGGUGCCAGACAGCACGGGGCAGAAAGGGUAACUCUGAAGUACUCGGUGGAGAACUAUUUACUCCAGAACCUCCAACUAGCUUUGCCCUUGAAGAUAGUUUACCUCUGUGUCAGUCAGACCCUGUUGACCAAUCACAGAUUGAGACACAAAACACUGACCAAUCGGAAAAACACGCUGACCAUGUAAACAAACCAAACAGCAGAUCCUCAGAUCGGAUAGACAGUGGAAAGGAACAAACCGGCACAAUAGUCAAAACAGAGAAGACGGCAAAUGACGAACACACGGUAAAGACACAAACCUCAGGAAACGAAAAUGUGCUUAAAGUAGAUCCUGAAGUAGAAUCGCGAAUACACAAGCAAACGGAUUCUCCCACCCUCUCUGAAAACAGCCCGUUGUGUCCAGCGUUACUAGAUUUUAGUCCUUCAUUGACCUCACACACCCAGAGAGGUCAAGACCCUUCCCUGCCAUCUUUGGGAUUGACCCCACAUUUUCUAAGUCCAGGUUCACCCACAGAUCUUCAACGUCAUCUCCUCUCUCCUGCUGACAGCCGUAGGUCUCCCACUUCAAACACGCCUACAGGUUUUGUGUCUCCAGAUUUAGUCGCAUGCAAAACAUUUGGAAAAGUCAAAGCCAACACCUCUAUGAAAAGUUCGGAUCCAACCAAAGUAGAGGGAGAUACUGAGACACAGAAUCAAAGUGAAGUCAGUCAAGAAAUUAUUAUGGGAGCUCAAAAUAAUGCAAACCACAGUGCAACAGGACACGAGAACUCAGUCGUGCCAGAAACUGAAAUGCAGGCUUUAUGCAUUAUGGAAAGUGAACAGAAAUGCAGUUUUGAUACAGGAAACAAUCCAGAAUGUAGAAGUAAAAUGAAUUGCACAUCUGAGAUCGAAGUUCAACCUCACAAUCUUUCUGAAUCUGCAGCUCAACACAACCCUGACAUCCAGAAAACCCAGAGCAGUCCAAAAGCAGAGGUUCAGACCUGUAAACACACUGACCUCAAGACUGAAACUCACAAAGAUAUGGUUAUGAAUCAGUCUCGGCGUGUAGAUGCAUCUGGCUGUGCAGGUCACGAUGAGGCGAUCUCAUUUGAUACCUCCACCAAUCAGCAAACGGAAGACAAGAUGCUGUGCACCACUAACGCGGAUGAAGCAAAGGAACAUGGAACUGAUUUGUCCAAUUCAUCCCCUGUACCUUCUACAACCCUUCCCAAGGCAGGACAUCGUUCCUCGUUGCUUCGGGAGACGCACACUUUCAAGGCCCUGGAGGGUGGAUGCGUGUUGGAUUUGUGUUUCGUACGAUGGAUGGCGGAGGACUUGUGCAUAUGUGUGGUGGGAGAAUGGAGUGUGUGCCUUUGGACUCAAAAGAAGGGAGUUCAGCCUUGGAGUCUUAUACACACCUGGACAUUUGCACAGACUGUCAUGUCCUUGCAAGCGAUUCCAGACUCUUCAGGUUUGCUUUGUGUAACAUUGGGUGACUUAAAAAUCACAGAAGCAAGAGUUCUUUGUUGUCCAAGUAUGGAUGGGCCGUUCACUCAGAAUGUUCUGUGCAAAGAUGCACUACAAGCAGUGGUGGGCGUGUCUGACUGUCGACUUGUGUGUUGCACCACCCCUGGAGAUCAGCAGAAAGUCACUGUCAUAACGUUAACCAAGGAGGGAAGGUUAGUGAAAACUCUUCUCCUGGUCUCAGCGAAGCAGAACAUUCGGACACUGGCAGCCGUAGAAGGGGAAAAAGAUGCUCUGAUUGGUUGGACAGAAUGUAAAACCCUCCUCAUAUGGAGUAUGAAAUCAGGCCAUCUGCUUCAGACUAUAUACCUGGAAAAGACUUUACCAAUGACAAACUGCAUGAGGGGAUACUCAUACAGAGGUGUGCUUUGUUUAUUACUUCAGAAUACUGGGAAUGUAUGUGAGGAAAAGAGUAACACAACUCUUUUUGCUCUGAUUGCUACGAAUCCCCUCACUGGCAAACACAUCACACUGACUUCCAUCAGCAACCCCGCUCAACACAUACAACAGUUGAUAGAUGGUGAUGUCUUUGGAUCUGGGCUUGUUGGCGUUUUCCAGUCUGGUCACAUUGCUGUUUGGGAUCUCAGAGGAAGGGUGGCGAAAGUUGUUGGGGUGCUUGAUGAGUUGUGCCGACUGGCUCGGUGGGCGGGGCCAGACACACUGCUGACUGGCUAUCUGAAUGGGGAUGUUAGUGUGUUUCAAUACAACACUGUAUAAAUAAGCAUUAAAUGAUGUGCAUUAACAUACUUUGUUUUGUCACGAUGUUCCCAAUUCAAUUAUAUUGGUAAAUUGUUGUUCAGUCAUAACAUUGUUUCAAUUGAAAAAUAUUUGAGAUACAGAUAUUGCAUUUCUAACACCUCAGUUUACUGGCACAGUCCCACACAAACUCUUUGUUGUUGUUGAUUGUUACAUGUGAAUAUCACAUAUUUACAGAACUGGUUUGGAUAUGACGUUUAAAUUUUACAAAAUAAAUGUAUUUCUGUGAAAGUGGUUUAAGCACUUAUAAUUGUAUUAAAUGCUGAGAGAAAAAGAUAGUAAA
This is a messenger RNA of Triplophysa rosa, 4439 nucleotides long. It is a transcript of the gene palb2, whose product is annotated as partner and localizer of BRCA2. Bases 170 to 4117 code for a protein of 1315 amino acids. The record is from RefSeq and is a predicted model, not a curated record. Gene Ontology annotation, molecular function: DNA binding; protein binding. Gene Ontology annotation, biological process: double-strand break repair via homologous recombination. The transcript has 13 exons. Lineage: Eukaryota; Metazoa; Chordata; Actinopteri; Cypriniformes; Nemacheilidae. Gene Ontology annotation, cellular component: nucleoplasm.